AUGGUCUCCCCGGCUAUUGCGCUGGCGUUCAUCCCUUUCGUGGUGACGCUGCUCAUCCGCUACCGGCACUACUUCUGCCUCUUUUACCGGGCGGUGCUGGUGCGGCGGGUGCGAGACUACCUGACGGGCAUCCCCAAGGAAGAGAGGGCCUUCCAGUACGUCUUGACCCACACCAUCCCGGGAGACCCCCAGCACAUCUUGGAGACCUUUGACCACUGGAGCUACCACUGCGAGUAUCUCAGCAACCUGGGACCCCAGAAAGGUGUGCGAUGGGGACGGAGGAAUGUCCCUGUUUCCAUUGGAGAAAUGUUGGAGGGGAUGGAAUAGGAUGUCCCUGUUUCCAUCGGAGAAAUGUUGGAGGGGAUGGAAUAGGAUGUCCCUGUUUCCAUCGGAGAAAUGUUGGAGGGGAUGGAAUAGGAUGUCCCUGUUUUCAUGGGAGAAAUGGAAUAGGACAUCCUUGUUUUUAUUGGAGAACUGUCAGAGGGGAUGGAAUAGGACGUCCCUAUUUUCGCCAGAGAAAUGUUGGAUGGGAUGGGAAUGCAGUGAGGAAGCCCGGAUCCGUUUGUUUUAAUUUGCCUCUGUUUCUUUUUGACCAGCCUACCCCAUGUUGAAGGCCUGAGACACGAUGUGAUUGCCUUGGCCCCUUGACUUAACCAAGUGGCAGGGAGUUCCAGGGAAUGGGCUCUUCUUAGGUCUAACUGUAAUGAGAGGGAGAGCACACACUGGUAAGGACAUAAGCAGGGGUGCCCAAACUUUUUUCAAAGAGGGCCAGAUUUGAUGAAGUGAACAUGCGUGAGGGCCGGCCAAAGCUUUUUUUAGGAUUGAAGUUGUUGAGCUUUUUUACAAUUUUACUCCGGGUUAAAUUGACCAGCGGACCAGAUUAAACCCCCGAAACGGACUUUGCACAUGCCUGACAUAAGGAGAGCCAUGCUAGAUCAUUGCAGGGGGUUGGACUAGAUGAUCCUUGGAUCCCUUCAGAGGCACAACAGCAGAGAAAGAAAAUAGCCACCAUGUCUCCUCCGUGAAUUUGUUGAAUCUUCUUUUAAAGCCAUCCAAGCUGCUGGCCCUCACUGCCUCCUGGGGAAUUCUGUAGUUUUUAAACUUCCUGUUGCCCCUUCAAGGUGCUGUUUUAUUAGAUGUAUCAUAUUGGCCCAAAUAUAAGCCGCACCUGAAUAUAAGUCGCACCUUUAAAAUUCAAAGGGCGGGAGGGGAGAGAGAGAAAAAGACAAUGCCAGAAUAUAAGCCGCUCUCUUAAAAUUCCACAGUCACUCACACCCGUUUCGUUUUACCGUAUGUCUGUUUCAGCAGCGAUAUCAUAAAAGCCCAUUUUUGUAAGGUUGCAAAUUUAAGCCGCACUGUAACUUUUCACGGUCAGAAUUUUUUGGGGGAAAGUGAGGCUUAUAUUCAGGCCAAUACCUCCACAUUUAGAAGCAGAUCAUAGCGGAAGCAAUCAAACUACUAAAGCAGGCAGCAAAACUGCUGAUCCUAAAUCAGAGUUUUUUAUUUAUAGCUGUGGCCGCUUUUUUGUGGUUUUAGUCUAGAUAGAAUUUUGGGCAUAUGUUGUACUAAUGUCAACUGUGGUAAUCAGUAACCUGCCCUAGAAGUAUUUGUGAAGGGCAGGCUAGAAGCACAAAUAGCAAAUAGAUAAGGCCAGGUCACACGAUCCCUCUUUAUUUCUGCCCAUUUAAAGUGCUCUAGACCGCCUCUGCUAGAAUGCUGUGCCAAAGACUAGAGAGACCGCGGCAACCAUUAAGGAAUGUAGAACCACAGAAUUGUAGAGUUGGAAAGGGGUCCUAAGCGUCAUCUAGUCCAACCCCUGCCAUUUACAGCAGUGAUGUCCAAACUUUUUCAAAGAGGGCCAGAUUUGAUGAAGCGAAGGGCCGUAAGGGCCAACCAAAAUUGCUCAACUUUUUUUAGAAUAGAAGUUGUUGAGCUUCUUUUAGGACUGAAGUUGUUGAGGUUUUUUUUUAGGAUUUUACCCCAGGGCUCAGGGCAGCUAACACCAGUAAAUUACAAGAAAAACAUAACAGGGGGGAAAAAAACCCAAUUUAAAAUGCAAUUUAAAAUGCAGCCUCAUUUUAAAAGUAGCCCAUAGAUCAAAACCAUAAGGGGAGGGAAACAUAAGGGUGAGACGGAGUCCAAAGGCCAGGCGGAACAGCUCUGUCUUGCAGGCCCUGCGGAAAGAUGUCAAGUCCUGCAGGGCCCUGGUCUCUUGUGACAGAGCGUUCCACCAAGUCGGGGCCAGUACUGAAAAGGCCCUGGCCCUAGUUGAGACCAAUAAUAAACUGCCACAGGGGCCAGAUUCAAUUGACCAGCGGGCCGGAUUACGCCCCGAAACAGACUUUGGGCAUGCCUGAUUUACAGCAUUCGAGCCAGGCGCCUAUGUACAGUUAUUGAAAACAACCUGGUUACAAUGAGCUUCUAAGCUCACCAUCUCUUUUAGUUAUUCACUUUGAAACAUCUUUUAGCCCUGACGCACCUGGCCUGUUUUUAGGGCUUAUAGCAUACGCAUGUUAUUUGCAUUAUAAUUACUAUUACGUUGUAUUUCCCCCUUAUGCUGCAAGACACUCAGUAUACGAUUGUAAGAGAGAGUCGUAAGAGCCGGUGGCAUCCGGUCCCAGGUGUUCCCUCACAAUUUAUUGCAGCUUUCAAACUAACCAGGAAUUGGUUGGUUUUCAAAGGAUGAAGUUUCAAAGCAUUUCAGUGAACCAAGAUUCACAGCGGAAGCGAUUCCCAACCCCUCCCAGAGGGCCCGCCCCACAAGCCAACACAAGCAAAGAAUCAUGUUAAUAGACUUUUGGUUGCUUUGUGCCAGUUUCUGGUCGAGGAGCCAACAGCGCAGCUGUAAAUAGUGUUGUGCCCUGUUGCAUUGGCUGCUGGCACACUGAAGCUGCCUGCCAACUGGGUUUCGGCGUCACAGCACAUCCCUUAGAAUUCUAGAGUUGGAAGGGACCCUGAGGAUCAUGUAGUCCGGCCCCCCCUUGCGGGGAUUGAACCUGCAACCUGGGCGUUAUCAGCACCACGCUCCAGCCAGCUAAGAGGAGAGAUUGCUUCUGAGCACAGGCAGAGAGUCUUCACCUCUGACACAGAGGAACCACAGCACUAAAGCCUUGGGCUUCGAGCCAGAGGAUAACUUUUCUGCCUUGAUCCAGGCAGGAGACUGAGCUCCCUAAGUCCGUCCGGCCAAAAUUAGCAGGCCCCAAAUAGCUUCUACAGCUGUACAAGCCGCAUGAGACUUUAGCCCCCGGACUGUGAAGGCAGCAGCUAUUCGUAGGGCCCUGGUGGGCUCCCCCCCCCCCAAUUUUUUUAUUCAUUUUAUAACACAAAUAAACAAUACAAACAGAAAUACAAACAAUACAAAUUCUUGUCUUACCCUUAUUUUUUCAAAACAUUUUUAGGUGAGCUUCCCCAAGUCCCCCCAUCUGAUUUUCAUUUUACCUCAUCUUUAGCAGUUUCAUAUAUCAUAAAUUUUAACCAUUUUUUAUCACACUUACUUUUACCUUAAAAAUCUUCACAUUUCAUCACUUACUAAUAAUACUAUUUUAAAACACACUGUCUUCUACUUCUAACCCUACAGCCUAUAUCCACUUCCAAAGCUAUUCUAAGAUUUAAAUAUUAACGUAUUUUUUCCAAAUAUUCUUUAAACUUCUUCCAGUCUUCUUCCACCGUCUCUUCUCUCUGGUCUCGGAGUCUCCCGGUCAAUUUGGCAAGUUCCAUAUAGUCCAUCAUUUUUGUCUGCCAUUCUUCUAUAGUUGGUAAAUCUUGUUUCUUCCAAUUCUUCGCUAGUAAUAUUCUCGCCUUGGUGGGCUUUUGGGUUUCACAGCCUUCCCCAAGACGGUGCCCUCCUGAGAUUUCAUACUCUGGCUCCCAACAGUCCUGGCCAGCCCCGUGGAGGGCACCGUCUUGGAGAACGCUGUCUUAGAAUAACCGCAGGGAAUAAAUUGGGAAGAGGUGGCUGGCUGCUGGGCAACCUCCAUCCUUCCUCACCCCAAACGCAACCUUGAUUUGAUGCCUUCUAGCCAAGAUCCUGGAGCGGCUGAUCUAUGAGAAGGCUCCCCUCCGAGUCUUGGAGCUGGGCACCUACUGCGGAUACGCCACCAUCCUCAUCGCGCAGCUGUUGCCACUGGGCGCCCGGCUGUACACCGUGGAGAUGGACGAGCGCAAAGCGGCCGUGGCCGAGAAGGUCAUCCGCCUGGCUGGCUUCGACGAUGACACCGUGAGUGCCUUGGGCUUCCACAGCUGCCCUUGCCAAGCUGCCGGGGGACGGGGGGCAGAGCUAGAGGCAAAGUGAGGCGGUUGGUUGCCUUAGGGUGGCAGGCUCUGGAGGGCUGGGGAACGCGGCAGAUUCACCUCCUGUGCUUGUUCGUGCUUCCUCUCCUCUCUGCCGUGAGUCUGUUGUGCCACGGCCAGGCACGUAACUGCAGCCGCGUGGCAGGCAGGCAGAGAAGGACAUGGCAUUUUCUGUUUUGCCCGUUAUAAGAAAAAGUGCUCCUUUUCUCUUUUGGGGUAUUCCAGAGCCCAUAUAGAGUCCUGAAGCAGGUUGCCCAUCAGUAGGAGGAAAUAACAGAGGUCAGCCAGAGUACAGUGGCACCUCUGGUUGCAAACAGGAUCCAUUCCAGAGGCCCGUUCACAACAUGAAUAGAACGCAACCCACAACGGCGCAUCUGCUCACACGCAGGUUGCGAUUCGCCACUUCUUCUUUUUUUUAAAAUGAUAUUUAUUAAAAUUUCAAAAAAUACAAGAAUUACACAAAAACAAAAAAUAAAAAUACAAGAAAAUACAAAAUACAGCAAGAAAAAUAAAAAAAAACCCUUAUUAAGAUAUAACAAAGAAAUGAGAAAUAAAAAGAAACAUACAAAAUAAAAACAGUUAAGAACACAUUAAUUUUCCAUAACAUAUCUUCCUUACACUUAUUUCCCCGGACCUCCUCGUACCUCCCUUUUUUGUAUUCCAGUUCAGUUUAUUAGUUCAGCAAAUCCUUACCAUUAAACUUUUACCCAUUUAUAAACCUUUUUUCGUAUCUCUUAAAGCAUUACAGCUGGAAACCACUUAGUUUCUAUCCAACAUCCUUCUAAGAUUCAUUAAUUUUACAAUAUUUCUGUAAAUAGUCUUUAAAUUUCUUCCAGUCAUCUUUCACCAACUCUUCUCCCUCGUCUCGGAUUCUGCCAGUCAUUUCUGCCAAUUCCAUGUAGUCAAUCACCUUCAUCUGCCAUUCUUCCAGAGUGGGUAGAUCUUGUGUCUUCCAAUACUUUGCAAUGAGUAUUCUUGCUGCUGUUGUAGCAUACGCGAUUCGCCGCUUCUGCGCAUGACGUCAUUUUGUGCAUCUGCGCAUGCGUGAGCGGCGAAACCCGGAAGCAACCCUUUCCCGUACUUCCGGGUCGCCGCGGGACGCAACCUGAAAAAACAUAUCAUGGAGCAAAUGUAACAUGAGGUAUGACUGUAUAUUGAGAAGCAAAGCGACUAGUGAGCCUGAUCUUUAUUGAACUGUUGCAACAGGAUGCCCCCUUCACAUGCAGCAAUUUUGAAAUUGUCCACCCUGUAGCCCAAGACCACCACCCCAAAACAUGAUACAUACAUUGCAGGAGGAGGCAAGUCUACAGCAGAAAUCCUGUCUGCCAGGAUACCUGAUAAUGGUCACUGUUUGCUUUACCUGGGCAGCCUGGCCAUUCUUUUGUGAUGGUAAAUACUUUAGUUCCUGAGUCCCAGGUCAUAGGCUUACCCUAUUCAUACACAAGUAGAAGAAGAAGAAGAAGAAGAGUUUGGAUUUGAUAUCCCGCCUUUCACUCCCUUUAAGGAGUCUCAAAGCGGCUAACAUUCUCCUUUCCCUUCCUCCCCCACAACAAACACUCUGUGAGGUGAGUGGGGCUGAGAGACUUCAAAGAAGUGUGACUAGCCCAAGGUCACCCAGCAGCUGCAUGUGGAGGAGCGGAGAAGCGAACCCGGUUCACCAGAUUACGAGUCUACCGCUCUUAACCACUACACCACACUGGCUCUCUUAAGUACACCCUUAAGACAGGAUUUGCAAUCAAAAGGACAAUGGGAAGUCUUUCCCCAAUUGCCUCCCUUACUGCAGAGGAAUAUUUGAGGUCAUUGGGAGAGUCAAAAUAGCUUCAGGAUUGCUCUCCCACACUAUUUCAGACACAUGGUUCAUAUAUUUAGAUAUGUGUGCAUUUAUGAAUAUUUAUUCUAUAUUGGGAGACCUUAAAAUUCUCGUAACACCCCUAACAGCAAAACCUCCAGGGCUAGCUAGCCCUGGCCUGAGACACAAUCAAGCAGGGCAAACUGGAGCCAUCAGAAGGAAAGAUGCACACUCCCAAGAGUGUGAAUCUUUGUCAAAUUUUUAUUAAACUUCAAAAUAUUUACAUAUAUUUUUUCCCUUUUUUAAAAUAAAGAAACCCCCUUUAUUCAAAAGUUACAAUGCAAUACAUUUUCAAUCCAUAUAUCCCCUCUGCAGACAUCAGUUUUUAAGUUUGUUAACCAUUUCUCUUGAAACAUGACUCCCUGCCUGAGAUCCCACAGAGUCGCUGCUGGCAGUCGGUGCAGGCAGUACUGGGCUAGAUGGGCCCAUGGGCAGAUUUCCCUGUGGGUGGAUCCUGGUGGCAGCCUGCCUCUCUUUCUUUCUUUUUAAUUUUUUAAAUUUAUUUAUUAAAGUUCUUACGUUACAUCGGUAAACAUUAUCACAUUACAUCACAAGGCUUAUUAUACUAUCAUUUUCAACAUGUAUACAAAGUUUAUAUACGAAAAGAAAAACCAGGACGAAAAACUUUCCCAAAAUCUUAUAUGUACCAACACUUUGGACUUCCUGUCUAUCCCAUUGUAUAUUCCUUUUUUACAAAUGAAUGUACUCUUAUUAUUGUAUAUUUCUUUACAUUUUAUCUAAUACAUUCCUAUGUCAAUAUGUACCCUCGGUCUUAUUUCUCAACUCAGUCUCUCUCCAACGUCAAUCGAACACUAGCGUAGAUAGCAAGCCUUUACUGUAUUUUUGAACAUAUAUCUUACAUCUAUCCCACUUUUCCAUAAAUUUUUGUUUUGAAUUGCCUCUCAGGCUACUUGUCAACUGCGCCAUUUCAGCAAAUUCUUGUAGCCUGUUGUGCCAAUCCGUUAUUGUCAGGGCUUCUUCUUCCUUCCACCCCUUUGCCACCAAAGUCCGAGCUGCAGGCGUUGCAUGUAAAAAUACCUCCCUAAAGGCAUUCGGGAUGUCCCUGCCAACAGAAAUGCCUCUGCCUCUCUUUCAACCGCUUCUCUCGCGCAGGUGGAGCUCAUCCGGGGACCCUCGCAGGAAGUCAUCCCCCAGCUGAAGGAGAAAUACGGGCUGAGCCACGUGGACUUCAUCUUCAUGGACCACUGGAAGCGCUGCUACCUGAGAGACCUGCAGCUGUUGGAGGCCCACGACCUCCUCCUGGAAGGGGCCACCAUCGUGGCCGACAACAUCAUCUUCCCCGGCGCGCCUCAUUUCAUGCAGUACGUCAAGGCCUGCGGCAAGUAUAAGUGGAGGAUUCACAGGACCAGUCUGCAGUACUUCCGGGCCAUUCCUGACGGCGUGGCCCAGCUCACCUGGACGGGUCUGCAGUGA
Podarcis lilfordi (Lilford's wall lizard) is the source of this 7573-nucleotide messenger RNA. The record is from the annotation of a GenBank genome assembly. NCBI's taxonomy places the organism in Eukaryota, Metazoa, Chordata, Lepidosauria, Squamata, Lacertidae.